UCCUUCAACCCGAUUACGUUUACCAGCCAACAAUUUUAAAUAGCUCGAAACUAAUAAAUAAAUAAAAUUACGUUUACUUAACACUAACAAGAAAAAAUUUACCAAACGGUUUUUACAGAUCAUGGCACUAAGAAAAAACAACCUUAAGACAAACUACUACUCGAGCAAACGCUUAAGAAAAAAUCGUGUGGCGGAAAGGCUACGAUACCAAAAAAUAAAAAAUAACCCUGUAAAAUACGAACAGCAGAAAAUUAAGGAAAAAAUGUGGUCUUGUAAUGCUAGAGACAUAAAUAAUAACUCUACAACACUCCAAAACUCGGAAAAUGAAGUUCUACCGCCAUCAUCAUCACUGCCACCACCACCAAAGACUAAAUAUAAUGAUAAGCGUAUGCAAAUAGCACGAAAUAAGUCAAUUUGCGCGAGAAAGGCACGAAACUUGUCGAUUUCGACACAGGCAGCUACAAUAUCUAAAUUGAAGACCAAAAUAGAAUGAAUGAAAAAACGAUUACUACGGGUUCACAAAACAAUUACGUUUAUAUAAUUCAAACAACUUAGUCUUUUACAAUUUUCUCUUCACCACUGUUCCCUUUUCCUUUCCUUUCUGUGUCACGUCUGUCUUUUAAUAAACUGUCCUCCACCUCUGUUUCUUUCCCUCUUAUUCCUUUGGCUGAGUCAGACUACAUCUCG
Messenger RNA from Diatraea saccharalis (sugarcane borer), 687 nucleotides. Lineage: Eukaryota; Metazoa; Arthropoda; Insecta; Lepidoptera; Crambidae. The record is from the annotation of a GenBank genome assembly.